AUGCCCGUGCAAUCUCCUAUUGCAAUCAGCAAUCGCGCUAUUGAACAUAUCGACGAUGUGGAUCCGCUGGAAUACCACGGUCAUUGGGAGCCAGUGGGCAUUGCACGCGUACAAAACACCGGCACUUCGGCGAUGGUGACAUUCGCCAAACGCCAACAACAGCCGUACAUUAAGGGCGGUUGCUUGCAUGACAACAAAUAUAUAUUUGAGCAGCUGCAUUUCCAUUGGGCCGACACGGACGAGUCGGGCUGUGAGCACACGCUGGAGGGUGUGAAGUACUCGAUGGAGGCGCAUGCCGUACACUACAAUGCCAAGUACAAGAAUUUUGCUGAGGCCAAAAAUAAACCGGACGGUUUGGCGGUGGUGGCGUUCUUCAUACAGGCGUGCGGUGGCAAGGAUUGCCCUGAGUUUAAGAAGAUCACUGAAGGCAUACGCAUUGUGCAGAAGAUAAAUACGAACGCAUCGCUAGAUUCGGAUUGCUUAUCCUGGAUUGGUUUGCAGGAGCUAAGCAAACAUUAUUACACAUACAAGGGUUCGUUGACUACGGCGCCGUACUUUGAGAGCGUCACUUGGAUCAUCUAUCGUACGCCGAUAUACGUCUCCAAGGGACAGGUGCAAGUAUUUCGCGAUUUACAGUCAUGUCCAAAGGAUGAAAGCAAGAAGAUUGUGAACAAUUAUCGUGAAAUCCAACAGCCACACAAAGAUCCGGAAAUCUACUUCGCGCGCAAUGCCAAACCAAAGUCGAAAUUAUGAUCUGUUGCUGGGCAACACGAUUAGAAUGGACAAACAUGAACACACACACACGCACCUAACACAAACAACCGACAAAGCAACUGGAAUUGAUGAAGUGUAAACUGAACAUACACACAGCUUAGAAAGUCACUGCUCACGCAAAUAUAAUUUUACUAUGCAUGCAUGCAUGUUGUAGUUGCAGUUAGGUUGGCACCACUAUGUACAUCCACGCGAAUGUACAACCACCGACGCACUGGACUACCCAACGCACCUCGUAUCACUCAGUCAUAUGUAUUUUAUUGAACACAUUGUCAUAUACAUACAUACAUACACACUAAUAACAUAUUUGUAGUAUGAUUGCCUUCAUAUAACUGAAAAAUAGCAAGCGACGAGUAUGUAAAUGCUAAAACAUCCGCAAAGGCAGCAUGCAGAAUGCUUAUGAAUUAUCGUUUACCGGUUGUUGUGUAACUGUGCAUUCCUCUUUUCUUAUUAAUACAUUUUAUGUGAUUUAUUGUUGCGAGACGACAAGGCGCUCAUCGUGUGUGCUAUCUCCGGGUAUUACUUACCUCUAACUCUUAAAAUACUGAUACAACUUUCCUAAAUAAUAGUAUAUGCUACUUUUAUUUAAUUUUUAUUAUAUUUAUAUAUACAUAUAACUUGUGUAGGGUCUACAUAUAUAACACAUAUACAUACUUAUAUAUGUAUAUGUAAGAGCAAGCAAAAGGGUCUAAAAAACAAGAAAACAAAAAAACACAAAACACAUUCCUCAUAGUUAAGGAUUUGCAAUAUGGAAUUUUGUUAGAAUUAAAUAUUUGUUUUAUGAAAUGUAUGUGUAUGUUUGACAUACCGUUUUUAUCACUGUUUGUAUGUAUUGUAUAAAGCUUGUUACGAGGAAUUGUCAUAUUUUUAUAUUCUAAAGACAAAGAGCAAAUGAUUUGUGCCGUUAGUACAUAAAUACAUAUAUAUUUCCAAGAAAUAUAAAUAAAUGCAAAGGAAAAUAUUUAAUAAUAUAUAUUAAUACAUAUAUAUAUAUGUAAAAA
Molecule: messenger RNA, 1772 nt
Organism: Zeugodacus cucurbitae (melon fly)
Lineage: Eukaryota; Metazoa; Arthropoda; Insecta; Diptera; Tephritidae
Gene: CAH3
Product: carbonic anhydrase 2
Exons: 3
Coding region: 1-753 (250 amino acids)
Cellular component (GO): cytoplasm
Molecular function (GO): zinc ion binding; carbonate dehydratase activity
Source: RefSeq, a predicted model, not a curated record